Molecule: messenger RNA, 1698 nt
Organism: Arabis nemorensis
Lineage: Eukaryota; Viridiplantae; Streptophyta; Magnoliopsida; Brassicales; Brassicaceae
Source: the annotation of a GenBank genome assembly
AUGGAAGUCGACGGUGGAGAGAGGUCGAGCUUCGUCGCCGGGCCUCAUCGAGAACAGAGCCAAAGAGUUACGUCGCGGUUUUCCCCUUACAUUCGCAGGACUACGAUCUGCCUUUUGUUCUCUUAUGGUCUCCGUUUUUUGCAAUGGCGAUUUCUGGGAUCGAUGUUCAAAUUCUCACAAGGUCCUACCAAAAACACGAAGACGCUCCUGCGUUUCUACGAUCCUUCUGUCUGUGAUAAUUGUUCCUCCCAAUACGAAGAUCCUGCAGAUGGCAUCGUUGGGGUUUUGCUUGCCCGUGGCUGUUUUGAUGACACCAAGGGUGUGAUGCUCAUUCAAAACUUGGCUGCAAAAGAACCUGUGGCCCUUGGUUUAGACACUUACUAUAAGCAGCAUUCUCUCUCAUUGGCUGCAGCUGCAGCUGCAAUCAAGUGGAUAGAGGGGGACAGGAGUGUGGUAGUCACCAACCACUCACUCUAUGGUGCUGAUAGCAUUUUCCUUGAUUGUGUUGCCUAUGUUUGGGUAACUUUUAAUGGAUCGUUUCAUCACAUGAAUGUCGAUGCAACUAGUGUUGAGAAUCUGGAAAUCAUUGAUCCAUUCCAUAAUGCUCUUUUGGGCACUAGCAUCAAAAAGAGGAGCUUGUUCCAGAUGUUCAAGACAGCAAAAACUGUCGGCGGGACUAGGCUUCUUCGUGCCAAUUUGUUGCAGCCUCUGAAAGAUAUUGAAACUAUUAACACUCGCCUGGACUGCCUGGUAGUGGAUGAGUUGAUGAGCAGUAAACAACUAUUCUUUGGGCUGACACAGCUUGGUUUUGAAAAUUUCCAAAAUUUUCAAAAGAUUAUCCACAACUUUCAGAUAGAGUUCUUUGUCAUUUCUGCUUCAAGCCAAAGAAGAGUCACAGACGCGGUCCUAGAUUUUUUGCUUGAUUUGGUAUCUAUGUCCCUUACCAAUUACGCCCUGUCCCAUGUAAACAUGCAGGUUCUAAAGGACGCAAAGUGUUUUCUCCUGGCCAAUGUUUACAAAGUCGGGGAAGUUAUUGAUGAUGAUGUCCUCCAUGCGCGGCAAUACAUAAGUCUGGCCAGUAGGUAUCGUGAGGAAUUCAACUUGCCAAAUCUAAAACUCCAUUUCAACAACCGGCAGGGCUUUUUUCAGAAUUUCUCAGAAGGAUGUUCAGGGAAAACUUCCAAGCAAGUUCACGCAGGUUGUAAAACAUGGGGAAAACAUACAUUGUUCGAGUCUGGAGCUAGCUUCUCACUAAUGGAUGUCAUAAGGGAAGAUGUAUCUGCCCUCACACUUUUAGCAGAAGUCUUAUGUCUUCUAGAUAUGAUUGUUAAUUCAUUUGCUCAUACAAUAUCCACCAAGCCAGUGGAUCGAUACUCUAGACCUGAACUAACAGAUAGUGGCCCACUGGCAAUUGACGCUGGAAGGCAUCCCAUCCUAGAAAGCAUACACAAUGACUUUGUUGUAAUUGAUAACGGGUUUGCGUAUACAGUAUAUGGCGUAUUGAAUGAGGAUUUCUUGGAAUCGCGGAUCUCCGAGGCCCGCGACCAAUGGAAACAGGUGCUGCGUUGCAUGAAAUGUGGAUGCCCUACGAGAUGUGGUAAUCGAGUGGUCCUAAGAGGAAUACACAAGAAAUUACAGGAGUUUUUCACGCCAAAUGGGAAAGGUUGGGGGCCUAAGGACUUUGGAGAGAUUGCCUAA